GAUCCCUCCCCCGGCGGCGUACAGUAGACAGACAUCCAUCAAAAACGGCCCAUCGGUCUUAGACCAAGUCACCCUCUAUUCGUACCUGACAAUCCUGCGACGACUAAGAGACGGAAAUUCCCCGCUCAACAAGGCGCAAAUAUCAGCGACCGCAUCCUGUCAGUGACAGAUCGAGGGGACGUGGGCACAACUUUUCGACAAGCCAAAGGCCACCACCACCACCACCGCCGCUCUCCCCCCGCCGUAUGGAUUCGCGACAAGGGACAACGUGGCUGCCGGGCAAUUCCUGACCGCCACCUAGGUCAUCCACAAGACGACCUAGAGACCCGGAACCUCUUCGGCGCAAACAAACAGCGUCUUGGGUAGGAAAGGGAGGAAAUCAAAUUAAAAACAGAACUGGAAUAUAGGCAGUACCGUUGCUAUUGUAGCAAGACCAGGCGCCUGAAAGCCCUUGGGGGGUAUCGAGGUUGUCUCCAAAUCCACGAGAAAAAUUAUCAAGAUGGCGGUUCCUAUGACCGAAACCGAAGACCUCAAGGCAAAUGGCAGCGGCGCCGAGAGCACGAGGAGAAGUAUGGACAGCACGAUGCGGAGCGACUUUGUGCCGCUCGUGGCUGUGGUCGAUUUUCACCAUGCCCGAGGCCCCGAGGUGGAGAGGUGGUUCGGCGCUCCGGAAGGCUUUGACCCCGCCGUCGAGUACGAUUGGUCCUUGCUGCCGUUCAUGGCCCUGAGCGAUGGUGCGCAUGCCUCGACAGAGGAAUUCUCCUACUUCACCCUUCUCCGCCCGGCCACUGAUUCUUCCCCGGCGACAUCACUCUUCGGAAUCGCGUGCACGAGACAGAUGGACUCGUCUCAGUUGAUCAACAGACCUGCAGACGUGACGCGGUCGACGGUACAAAAGGCCGUCGUUGUCAUCGCCGACCACCCGCGCUCGUUUGGCAUGUUGCGCGAGCGCAUGAGCAUCGUCACCAAGGCUUGGUUCGACCAGCGAGAGUUCACAGACGUCGAUAUUCUUCGUCGCUUCCAAGAGAGCCUUGCUGAGGACAAGAGCAGGGGCAGACUUGCUUCUGAGGAUGAAGAUAAAGAUACGUACCUGGGCCUUAGUCUGCGGGAAUUGGUCAGAGAGUUCAAAUGGCAAACACUAGUGCUGUUUAAGUGCUGUCUACUGCAGCCCAAGAUGCUUUUCUUUGGAUCCCGUUGCGAGCGACUAUGCAUGAUGCAGUUUUCUCUUAUUUCAUUGAUACCCGGCCUUCUUCGCCACUUACAAGACAGCGCCAGCCCAGAAUUACACAGUUACGAGGACAGGCUAUCAAAACCCACUGGAGUCAAGACUAGUGAUCGCACGUCCCUCUUGGCUUACAUGGGGAUGCCAUUGCAAAUAUUCGGCAAGGGAAGUUUGUUUGGCCCUUACACUCCCUUACAACAAUUGGACAUAUUAGCAGACCAUGGUACCAAAUCCUACAUUGUAGGAAGUACCAACUCUAUCCUUCUGCAACAGAAGGAUCGCUACAGUGAUAUUCUUAUCGACCUAGAUCACAACUCGGUCAGCAUAACAUCGCCAUCUCUCAAAUCGGCGCUCGCCCUUUCGUCGGCAGACAGGCGGUGGAUCGAAUCCGUUGCGGCCGAAGUCAACGACACCUGGGAUGAAGCGAACCCAGGGCGCCCCAAGACCAUGGGGUAUAAAGGAAGUGAGGAGUCAAUCAGGCUCCAGUUUGAGGAUUACAUGUUGUCCCUGAUGGCUGCUGUCAAGUGCCGAAACUGGCAAGCCAAGCACAAGGACAACCCUCGAAUGCAGUUGUCCCACGUUGAGGGUGACCCGUCGGUUGACUUCAACCCGGACUGGAUCGAGCAUUGGAUGCGAACUGAUAACUACCGCAUGUGGAACACAUACACGGAUGACUGUCUGUUUGACAUUGCCGAGCCUAAACAUCCGUGCGCGAGCGGGCUUAGCCGUCUCGCGCAACAAGUCCAGGACUUGGGCUUGGACGAGCGCCUUGCCGCUGCCGGUGUCGUCGUUGGUCGUGGCGUCGCUGCAGGUAAGGAGCGAGCGUCAACGAUUCUCAAUAAACUCUAUUCCGACGUCGAGGCCCUGCGGGAAGCUCAACGAAAAAGGGCCGAGCAGCAGCAACAGCAGGCCAAGGAUAACGGAAACGGUACGGCACGCAACUCUCAGGAUACACCCGGCAUCACACGUGCCGCCGAGUCGGGCAGGGCCGCACAACCGGCGCAGACCGUAGGUGCGAGGGCAGGCGCAUAUGCGAGCUCGUGGGCCUCGUGGGCCGGUGAGAAGCGCAAGGCCUGGGCACGAUCCAGCAGCACCACGGCCGCCUCACCCCCUGCCGCGACAACCCCUACGACUGCGACCGGCGGCUGGAGUUUUGUGGGCCGAAAAAGCAGCAAGCGAGACACGACGAGCAGCCUUGCAUCGUCGCGCCUGUCAUACUCGGACGCAAACUCGGAGUCCGAGUUCAAUCUACGCAGCCCAACGGCUUCAGUAGCCUCCUCUGGCCUCCACGUCGAUGCAGAACCGACGCCCCCGUCUGAUGUCUCAAUACCGACGUCUCCGGCGACCGAAAAGCGGUCCAUGCUUUCACCGGAACAACUGGGUGGCAGCAGCUCCGGGAACCUCAAGGGGCUUGAGGACGGGGCUACACCAGUCCCAUCGACUGCAGUCACCCCUACAACCGACGCGCCAAAGGAAGGGAUACUGCAGCCUUCUGCCGCAACCUCCGUCCCUGUCUCCACAGCCCAGGCUGUCUCUGACAAGGCAGACGAAGAAGAAGAGGAGGACUCAAAGCCCAACGUCUUUGCCACUAUCGAGACGGAGAACGUAUGGGCCAUCGAUAGCCCUUCUUCCCCAAUCCCCUUGCGCAAGUCUUCGCCCAAGCCAGAGGGCACGGCACCCGUCGGCUCCAAGAUUGUCUUGCUGCCCUGAAGCUUUUCUUUUUCUUCGCCCCCAUCUUUUCAGUCUUGUCGAGUAACACCAUUUUGUAUUGCAUGGUAAUCUAUGACGAUUGGGAUAUGUUUGUUUGAAUUCGGAUAAUGAAGGGUCAUGUUGAAAAUAAAUAGAUGAGCCAUGUUCGCUUAAAGGGUCUGGAUUACCGACUGAUCUUUAUUUUUUUAUUUUUUUAUUUUUGUUAUGGAUUUUUCUUUUCUCUUUGUUUUCUCGGGGAGACCAUUUGCAUACAUCAUCGCGUAUAUAUAAUAGUUUUCAUGUCUGGAUAAUUUGCGUUGGUG
This is a messenger RNA of Pyricularia grisea, 3234 nucleotides long. RefSeq lists its product as uncharacterized. The coding region runs from base 500 to 2932 and encodes 810 amino acids. The record is from RefSeq and is a predicted model, not a curated record. Gene Ontology annotation, cellular component: cytoplasm. Lineage: Eukaryota; Fungi; Ascomycota; Sordariomycetes; Magnaporthales; Pyriculariaceae. The transcript has 4 exons.